UUCCAAGCCGUUGACCGGGAGACGGAUGCGACGCUUGUGUUGCUCGCUGGACCCUCUCACUCGACAAAGCUGCAUGCGCUCACGUCGCGCUCUAUCCGGCGCGACCCUGCGCUGGCCAACUCGCCCAAGCUAUCCGCGAUCAAGAGCUCAUUCAACUCGCUGGCUACGCAGCGGCGCACCACGCGGGCACACCGCGUCUCGCUGGUGCAGCGCCUGCAGCUGUCCUCGGCGUCGUCCGCGGCAGGGUCCCCGGGAGGCGAGGCGCGCGAGGAGGACCUGCGGCGCGCGCUGGAAGCGGCGCUGGGGAGUCUCGGGGAGAUGGGCAAGAUCUACGAGCAGCGCGAGGUGCGGUGGCGCGACGAGAUGCGGCAGCUGACGGAGGAUCGGGAUCGCGUCGAGAUGCUGUUGCGGCAGACGCUGGGACCGGUGCUGCAUGAGAACGGGCAUGGCAGGUCAUGA
Messenger RNA from Postia placenta MAD-698-R-SB12, 459 nucleotides. RefSeq lists its product as hypothetical. The record is from RefSeq and is a predicted model, not a curated record. The annotation marks the transcript as partial. Lineage: Eukaryota; Fungi; Basidiomycota; Agaricomycetes; Polyporales; Adustoporiaceae. The transcript has a single exon.